AUGACACCAAUAUCCCAUUAUAGUAAUUUUCAAGAAUUUAAUAAAUUAACAGAUAAUGAGAUUAGUAAAAUUAUAAACUCAAGAUUAAAUAAUUGCAAUACUAUGGUUUAUGCAUAUGAUGGUACAAGAAGAUCUUACUUAAUUGAAAAUACAAUUUCUAAAUUACAAACUAAUGGAAUUCAUAAUAAUAAAUGCAAAUUUACUGGAAAAGAUGAAAAAACUACAAUUGAUUAUGAUGAUUAUUGUAAAACGGCAAUUUCAAAAUUAUUAUUUGAUUUGGUUAUGAUGUUUAAACAUGGUAUAAAGACAAUAGUUUAUCCAAUGUGGUUUUGCACACUUGAAGAUCGUGGGCCAGAAUAUUUACCAAAGUUUAUUAAAUAUUUAAGUGGAUUAAAGGCAUUACUUGAAAAUGAAACAUUGGUAAAAUUAUACAAAGAAUGUGGUAUUCGUGUAAUAUUCUAUGGAGAAUAUAUAAAAUUAUUAGAACGUGGUAAUGAUCCAAUUCUACUUGAAACUUUCAAUAAAAUAAUGGAAUUAACUAAAGAUAACAUAUCCCACACCAUUUUAUUUGGAACAACAAUUCAAGAGCCAUCACAAACAAUCAUUGAAAAUUCAAUAGACUUUUUUGAAAAAUAUAAUUAUAGACCAACUAAAAAUCAAUUAAUAAAAAAAUACUAUGGUGUAGAUGUCGAUCAAGUUAGUUUUUAUUUAGGUUUUGAUAGAUUCUCAACUGAUGGUAGACCAAUUUAUAUUUCUGACAAAGGAAAUGAGGAUUUAUAUUAUACAAUUUCACCACACAGUUAUUUCUCAAAAAUUAAUUUCAGAAAAGUAUUAUUUGAUAAAUUAUAUUGUAGAUCCAAUACAAAUGCCAAAGAGUAUGAAUUAAAAUUAACCGAUAUUGAAAUGAUGAAAGAAUUUUAUGAAAAUAAUUCAACAAACGUAAUGGGAUUAGGAAAUGUUAAUCCUCAUGGAAACUAUUGGUAUCCAACUCAACAAGUUCAACCUCCAAAAAACUUCGAUAUUAAUAAUUAUAAUUAUAAUAAUAAUAAUAACAAUAAAACUGUACAAAUUAAAGAAAAUAAAGAUCCAAAAAAGGAUCAACAAAAGCUAACCUCUUCAACAUUUAACGAAACAAUAAAAACUUUUAAAAAAUUGGAAUUAAAUAAUAUUAAUAAUAAUAAUAAUUAUUUUCUAAAUAAUACAAACACAAAUAAUAAUAAUAAUAAUAUCAAUAAUAAUAAAAAUAAUAAUAAUAAUAAUAAUAAUAAUAUUAAUAAUAUUAUUAAUAAUAAUAAUAAUAAUAAUAAUAAUAAUAAUAAUAAUAAUAAUAAUAAUAAUAAUAAUAAUAAUAGUAAUAAUAGUAAUAUUAUUAAUAAUAUUAAUAAUGAUGAGGAUAAUAAUAACAAUAAUAAUAAUAAUAAUAAUAAUGAAAAUAAUGAUAAUGAUAUUAACAAUGAUAAUGAAAAUAAUAAUAAUGAUAAUGGUGAUUUUGGGGCAGUAGCAACAACAACCUCUUCUGCCCUCAAAUAUCCAAAGAAAAAUUUUUAUCCUUCUUUUCAAAAACAAGUUGCUUUAACAAAUUAUUAA
Messenger RNA from Dictyostelium discoideum AX4, 1587 nucleotides. RefSeq lists its product as hypothetical. The transcript has 2 exons. Lineage: Eukaryota; Evosea; Eumycetozoa; Dictyosteliales; Dictyosteliaceae. The record is from RefSeq and is a predicted model, not a curated record. Gene Ontology annotation, molecular function: transferase activity, transferring alkyl or aryl (other than methyl) groups. Bases 1 to 1587 code for a protein of 528 amino acids.